Molecule: messenger RNA, 4992 nt
Organism: Pelagomonas calceolata
Lineage: Eukaryota; Pelagophyceae; Pelagomonadales; Pelagomonadaceae
Source: the annotation of a GenBank genome assembly
UCCAGUGAAUCGAUAACUUUCUAUCUAGUACUAGUAACUUUCGGGCUGAGGACAAACCCCGCGGAGCCUCACGGCAACCGAAAUCGGGGGGGUCACUUUGAUCCCCCCCCCCCUACCUAAGAGAAAAGGCCGAAUAAACGAGAUAUUCGGGCUGCCCGAGCGCCCGGAAAUGCGGGAUACUCGGCUUUCGGCAUAUAAAAGGACGCACGUAGCGCCAAGAUCCAGCUACAGGUGAAUCCCCACCUUCGUACGCACGAAUCUCGCCGGGCGUGCGCAGUAGCUGCCCUCCGCGCGGCUGCUAUCCUGCUACGACCGGGCGAAGCUACGGUCAUCUUGGCGUAUCGUAGUGGCCGUCUUGCGUCGCGAGAGUCCGAUUUGAAGUUCUCGGCCUACGCGGCGACAUCAAUAAAUCGACGACUUUCGGGACUGAGGACAAGUGCAACCCUUUACAAGCCACAAUCGGAGCUGCACUACGAUAUCAAACCCUGCGGAGCCUCACGGCAACCGAAAUCGGGGCGGAGCCUCAAGGCAUGUUACGUAAGGGGGGGUCGUGGUGGGGGUCGUCGUUGUCAGCAGUAGCCUGAUUAUCCAAGUCAGAGUCAUCUUGAUGCCGCCCGGGCCACCCCGAUCCAGCGGCAGGCAACGGAUCGACAAGAAGGGUGCUUUCAACUCGAGGAUAUGUAUCCAGACCGUAUCUGCCGCGGCGGCGCUCAUGUCCUCCUUAGUGAGCAAAGGUGCAAUGCUAGUAAGACUGCAGCAUGAGGCGUACAUGACGUACGACUGUGGUAAAUACGUGGAAUCCCUUCGUAUAGCAGAGGAAAUUUAUGCAAUUGAUGCGGUAACAAAAAAAGCUUUGAUAUUUCCCGAGUCGCCUUUUUGCGCUAUACAGGCUCGAUCAGACAACCUGCUUCUGCUGGGAGCCAUCAAUUUCCAAUUGCGAAACUUUUCUGAGGCGGUAUUUUUCAAUCAGCAGGUGCUGAAGCAUAUACUCAUAGUUUUUAAGAUUGCAUUCCCCAGGCAAUCCGCAUUGAGCCCCAGAUGGCGGAGGCGCAUUCAAACCUGGCAAAUGCCCUCAGGGAGCUUGGUGAUGUACAAGGAUCAAUGGGGCAGGUAAACAGUGUCAACAAUCACGCAUCUCGGCGCAAUAGGAGAAAUUAACCAGGUUUUACCUCAAAGCCAUCAAGUGCAAUCCUCGUUUUGGCGAUGCAUACAACAACCUUGCCACGGCCCACAUUCAGAUAGGACAGGUCGAUGAUGCAAUUGAGGCAUUUCAGAUGAGCAUUGUGGUUGACCCAGGUCUAGUUGGUGCCCAUUGUAACCUCGGCAACAUAUUUAAGGCUCAAGGAAAAUUAAAGUUGGCACGCCAGUGUUAUAUGGAGGCAAUUCGCUUGAAGCCCGAAUCUUCGAUUGCCUGGUCGAAUCUUGCUGGAAUCUUUAGAGAGGAGGGACAAACCUCAACAGCUAUCGCGUAUUAUCGUGAAGCAAUCCGCCUCUGUCCACAAUUUGCCGAUGUUUAUAGUAAUCUCGGGUCAGCAAUGCAGGAGCAAGGUAAUGUCCUAGAAGCCUUUCAAUGCUACAGUACUGCAAUACGCAUCAGACCUGACUUCGCAAUUGCCCAUGGCAAUCUAGGUAGCUGCCUUCUCGUAUCUGGCGAGGUGCAACGUGCAAUUUGCGCCUUGAGACGUGCUGUUCAACUUGAGCCAAACUUCCCGGAUGCUUACAAUAAUCUUGGCAAUGCACUUCGAGACUUCAAUAAACCAUUCGCGAUGCUACAGCUUAGUGGCGAAUUUAGAAUGAUAAAAGGAGACACAACCGAACUAAUGAGCCGUGAACUCUCCCAAAAACAUCAGCGGAAAGCCGAUGCGGGUGAGGCCAUUGAAUGUUACCGCACGGUACUUCGGCUCCAGCCGAAUCAUCCGCAUGCAUACAGCAACCUCGGUAAUGCAAUGCGUGAUCGAGGCCUUGUGCGCGAGGCAAUUCACUGCAACGUAACAGCAGCACGACUGAUGCCCUCGUUUGCACCAGCACAUACCAAUCUUGGUUCUCUCUUGCGUGAGCAAGGUCAACUUGAACAAGCUAUCGCGCACUACCACCAAGCUAUUGCCCUUGACCCGGAUUUUGCAGAAGCAUACCUAAACCUUGGCAACACAUAUCGUGACAUUCGCCAGCCAUUAGCAGAGCAAUUCCGUGCAAAAAAUCUUACGUCCUCAUUCUGUGAUCACAUCAGGUUAGAUGAUGCUAUUAAAUGUUUCACAACAGCCCUUGAUAUCUCAACGCACCUUGCUGAAGGGCAUGCUGCGCUUGCUGCAGUCACGAGUCAUAGUCUCUUGCAUGAAACUUAUCUUACUUGCGUCGAUCACGCUAGGCACAUGGAGAUAAAGGGAACUACGAAGAUGCAAUCCACUGUUAUGAGCAAGCACUAAGUCUCAACCCAAACUUUCUUGGUGCAUUUGCUGGCCUACUUCAAGCCAAAGAUUCCGUGUGUGAUUGGACUAUGCGCGCACCACACCUAAGCAGCCUUGCCUUAGUUGUUGCAAUCCAGUUGCAGCUGGACAAUUAUGAUGACACAAUCUUAGAUUACAGACGACGAUCCUCUGCGGGUUUAGUUGAACAGCCAGAAUCUAACAGUAAUAAGUCUGGUCACGUGUUUAGUGCGUCCUUGCCCUGCAUCCAACCAAUUGAUGCUUUAGCUCUCACGGACUCAAUUGCACCACGUGAUGUACAGCGACUCACUAGGCGAUUUGCAGCAAGAGCCAGGGCAAAUAUCGCUUUAUUGGCCCUCAAUUCAUUUCGACACCACCAUGCUUUAUGUUCAAUUGCAGUUCCUAAUGAAAGGCGAAUCCAUGUGGGCUACAUAAGUUCAAAUUUUUGGACACAUUCUAUUCGGCAUCUGUUUGCCCCAUUGUUUAAGUAUCAUGACAUGACAAGGUUUUGCGUGACUUGCUACUCGCUAUCGCCACUAGAUCAGCUAGAUCAAGGCGCACAAUUUGUGAGAAGCGAAUGUGAGCUGGCAGGAACUUUCAAAGAUUUGAGCCGGAUUACCGCCAAAGAAGCAGCAAGUGCCAUCCACGCAGAUGGAGUUCAUAUCCUUGCGCAUCUUGAUGGCCACACUGCACACGCCCACAAUGAGAUUCUUGCUUUACGUCCAGCUCCGAUCCAGCUCACCUUCGUGCUUGGUUUCCAUGGUACCUGCGGUGCAGACUACUUGGACUAUCUUGUUGCUGAUCGUGUUGUGCUUGGUCCCCCCAAGCCACCUGGUGCCCCUGGAACCCAAUAUGAUAUUGAUGAAUGUGCGCUACUGCUGCCGGACUCAUGUAUUUUGAACGGGCAUGCAAUGGAAUACAAUUAUCUUCUUGAUGAUCCCCCCAGGGGCGCAUGCACCCGCGAGACUUAUGGUAUUCCGGAGGAUGCAUUUGUAUUUGCAUACUUUGGCCCGCUCAAAUGGCUGGACCCGGUUAUAUUCACCACGUGGAUGAAGAUAUUACAGUGCGUUCCCAAUGCAAUACUUUGGUUGAAUAUAUGCUCGAGAAGGGGUGCUAUUGACCGCCUUAAGCAAGAAUGCGCUUCUUUUCAGGUAGAGGAAUGUCGACUAUUCUUUACUGACCUCGCUCAGAAAGAUAUAUGCAUAUCUUGCAAUGUGCUUGCUGAUCUUAUUCUAGAUACGCCUGGUUAUAAUGCCGUCGACGCCACGAUAGAUGCACUUUGGGCUGGAACGCCAGUGGUUACCUUUCUGGGCCAAACAAUUGCGACGCGCAUAUCUGCAAGUUUGUGCACCGCUGCUGGUUGCCCAGAGCUUAUCACAGAUUCUCUCGAUGAUUACAAGAACCUUGCCACAUCCCUAGCUGUUGAUGAAGUUAAGUUGCACACGUAUCGUCAGAAGCUUAAAAUGUCCCGUGUUGGGCCUCACCAAGCACCACUUUUUGAGUCAAUCAAGACGCUCAGGCAUCUUGAAGCUGGUUAUCAAGCCAUAUGGGGAAGAAAGCUUGAUCGGAAGGCACCAACUGACAUGAUUAUCCUUGAUAAAGCACCACUAGGAAAGAAUGAGCAAGCUGCAAUUAUCAUGUAGCUAACUCUAGGUCCCGCAGCACAAUGCAACCAGUUCCAAGACAAACUGCCAAAGAGGUCAAGUGCGCACGGUGAUCUCAGAGAAUUUUUCUACUUACAUUCAAUGUGCCUUGUAACAAUCAAGCAAAUCUCCACGAUAUGCUCAUCGGAGGGGCUAUUGGGUCUAGCACAAAACCAAGCUGUUAUGUUGCAGUCCGGCUCGCACCAGCGCUGCACAGGCUUGCCCGCCUGUAGGGAUCCUGCUGGUACGCUACAGAAUGCAGGACUGUCCGCCAGCUCAAGACCCAGGCUAUGUCUAGCUAUGAUGCAUUAACAAGGCAACUAUUCAAGUUAGUUUUGCCAGUGAUGAUACAUUGUUUACCUACACGGUCACGGUGUCCGGAAAAAGAGACUGAUUAAUUGUUGGGAUCCAUAUGAUUCUUCUCUCAUUUGAACUAGCUCCCAGAGCCAUCGAAGUUCCAAACUGCACCUGGAAUGAUUUUGCGGCUAUGCCAAUGAAUGGCUCGCGGCAGUAGAAGACCCACGGCCGAAACCAGGGAAUCGUGACGUUCAUAUCCGAUGGGAAACAAGCACGGUCCUGAUAAACGAUCUCAUCUUAUAUGCUUGCGAAUUCUAUACUGAGCGAGUAUCGCGUGGGCGCUGUUCUCGCACCACGUCGCUUGGGAAGAAUACGUUUUAGACUGGAUUUCGAGCUAGCUUUAUUGUUCGCUCCCGGAGAACGCCCCGGACCAGUGAGUGCUCUUGAUUUUCAUUAGCCCGUGUACGUUUUCGAGGAAAUGCUAUAGACGAAUAAGCGAAUGCUGAAUGUCCGACGACAUGCUCUGAAUCGCCCGACUCAUUGGGUCCAUUGUCAUGCCCAGGCUGGUCGCCGAUAUCGGAAUCGGCCGUUUUGGGAGGGCUAUCGCCGUCAUAAAUAUUAUUCCAUUA